Molecule: messenger RNA, 7190 nt
Organism: Mercenaria mercenaria
Lineage: Eukaryota; Metazoa; Mollusca; Bivalvia; Venerida; Veneridae
Exons: 4
Coding region: 53-508 (151 amino acids)
Cellular component (GO): nucleosome
Molecular function (GO): protein heterodimerization activity; structural constituent of chromatin; DNA binding
Source: RefSeq, a predicted model, not a curated record
CUCCCUUACAGGAAGCGGUCAAUUCGAAGAUGAAUUUAUAAACAAAUGCAAAAUGCCUCGCACAAAUCAAACUAAAGAAAAAAAUAACAAUGCAACUCCUCAGUCAAGAAGAAAGAGUUCGAACCCAGCACGUAGAAGUCAAAGAAGUGAUGGAGAGACUUCGAGAUCAGGAGGGGCAACAAGUCCAAGAAAAAGAAGAUAUAGGCCAGGAACGAAAGCUUUGUUGGAAAUAAGAAAGUAUCAAAAGUCAACAGAUUUACUUCUAAGAAAAAUGCCAUUUGCAAGACUGGUGAGAGAGAUAUGUUUAGCCCUUUACCCAGAUAAACGGCACUUAUGGACUGCCCAUGCUUUAAUGGCAAUUCAGGAGGCUGCGGAAGCAUACCUUGUCCACUUAUUUGAAGAUGGAAAUCUAUGUGCUAUACAUGCAAAACGGGUAACUAUAAUGCCAAAAGACCUUUAUCUGGCACGACGUCUACAUGGAGGAAUGUAUGCGCCACCAGCAUUUUGAAAUUUCUGUUUUGUCAUAAGUUAUUGUUGAAGUUGCCAAAAGAUGUUAUAGAUCUGGAAUGGAAUCAUCAGCUGUAUCUGGAAAUUUGUGCUCAGCUUUUGUUUGGAAACAACACCAUGGUGAUAUAAAAGAGAAAGGGAUUUGAGGAUUCUUUCUUGCAAGCUUGAAUUGUUAAGAUUAGGAGACGAUCAGAAUGUAGUUAUGGCAGAAUUAUACCUAGAUUAACUUCAAAUGUAUUUUAUUUUUUGUUUUUAAAUUUCAGGUUUAGAAGUGUUUAAAAAAAUGAAAUUAAUUGUCAUUUAGAGUGAUAAAAUGUCUAGGGUAGUUGAACUAAUGUUGACCUAUUUUUGGGCUCACUACAAAUCUAGUGUGAAAGAAGCAUGUUUAUAUACAAUGUAAUAUUUGCAAUUUAUAAUUGUGUCCCACUUCAGGGAAGAGGAAGUACGUUUGCUUAUGUAGGUUUGUCCAUAGGUAGGUUCGUCCAGAGGUGGAAGUAACGCACCUAGAGAGAUUUAUUUGAAUAGAGAGAAAACAACCAUUUCAUAGGCCGUUGCUUGCUUCGUGUGAGGAAACAUUUUGCAACAGGGCUUUGAAGUAAAAUUUUUCAAUUAGAAAAUUUACUUUCCCAAAAAACAGCUAAUCAUUGGUAAGAAAAUAUUAUUUUUAAAAUAAAAAUAAUUGUGGAACCUGGAUGCAAUGUUCAUGUCCAAAUGCUGAUUUUUGCUAAUGGCUCAUUUUCCCAGGGGCAAGAAAUUUUCAAAAUUAUAUUUUGGCAUAUUGUUCUCAAUAAACAUUAUAAUUGUAAUGUAUUUAAAUGUAUAUGGCUCACGGACUCAUACUGAUUUCCAGGUACGUUACAUCCACCUUUUUGGUUUGUAAGUCAUUUCUUCUGAUUAUUGGAUUUCAAAUCAAAAACUGGAAAAAAAAUAUUGGUCUAUAGUUGUCAAAAUUCAUAGGGUCAUUGCUUGUGGUCACUAGAUGACCUCUACAGUUUCUUUGGGUCUGUAAUGUCAAAGGUCAAGGUCACAGUGACCUUGAGACUAAGCAAGGUUUCUGAUCAAUAAGUGGAGAUCUUUGACAGUGAAACAGCAUAGGAUGUUUGCCUUUGGUCUCCACUCCAUUGUGUUUUUUUUACAAGACUAAUAUGUCAAAAUUCAAGAUCACAGAGAAACUUUUUAGAUCAAUAACUGUAGAACACAUGUCAAUAUUGCAAUCAAACUAGAACAGUUUUUAUGCCCCCGAAGGGAGGCAUAUAGUUCUUGAACCGUCUGUCGGUCUGUCAGUCUGUCGGUCUGUCAGUCUGUCCGCAAUUUUCGUGUCCAGUCCAUAUCUUUGUCAUCGAUGGAUGGAUUUUCAAAUAACUUGGCAUGAAUGUGUACCACAGUAAGACGACGUGUCGCGCGCAAGACCCAGGUCCGUAGCUCAAAGGUCAAGGUCACACUUAGACAUUAAAGGAUAGUGCAUUGAUGGGCGUGUCCGGUCCAUAUCUUUGUCAUCGAUGGAUGGAUUUUCAAAUAACUUGGCAUGAAUGUGUACCACAGUAAGACAACGUGUCGCGCGCAAGACCCAGGUCCGUAGCUCAAAGGUCAAGGGCACACUUAGACUUUAAAGGAUAGUGCAUUGAUGGGCGUGUCCGGUCCAUAUCUUUGUCAUCCAUGGAUGGAUUUUCAAAUAACUUGGCAUGAAUGUGUACCACAGUAAGACGACGUGUCGCGCGCAAGACCCAGGUCCGUAGCUCAAAGGUCAAGGUCACACUUAGACGUUAAAGGAUAGUGCAUUGAUGGGCGUGUCCGGUCCAUAUCUUUGUCAUCCAUGGAUGGAUUUUCAAAUAACUUGGCAUGAAUGUUUACCACAGUAAGACGACGUGUCGUGCGCAAGACCCAGGUCCGUAGCUCAAAGGUCAAGGUCACACUUAGACGUUAAAGGUCAUUUUUCAUGAUAGUGCAUUGAUGGGCGUGUCUGGUCCAUAUCUUUGUCAUUCAUGCAUGGAUUUUAAAAUAACUAUGCAUGAAUGUGUGACACAGUAAGACGACGUGUCGCGCACAUGACCCAGCUCCGUAGGUCAAAGGUCCUAAACUCUAACAUCGGCCAUAACUAUUCAUUCAAAGUGCCAUCGGGGGCAUGUGUCAUCCUAUGGAGACAGCUCUUGUUUAGCUUGACUUUUCGAAGAAAAAGUAGAGCUAUUGCACUCGCCCCGGUGUUGGCGUCGUCGUUGGUUAAAGUUUUUGAUAAAGUCAAAUAUCUCUGUUACUAUCAAAGCUAUUGACUUGAAACUUAAAAUAGUUAUUUACUGUCAAAGUCUACACCAGGAGAAACAAUCCCCAUAACUCUGUUUGAAUUUUGACAGAAUUAUGCCCCUUUUUAGCUCGACUAUUCGAAGAAUAGUCUAGCUAUUCUACUCACCCUGGCGUCGGCGUCGGCGUCGGCGUCACACCUUGGUUAAGUUUUUGCAUGCAAGUACAUACAGCUAUCAUUUAAAGGCAUAUAGCUUUGAAACUUAUUUAUUCUUUUUCUAGGUCAAUUACCAACCUCACUGGGUCAAGUUCCAUAACUCUAACAUGUAUUUUGAGCAAAUUAUGCCCCCUUUUGGACUUAGAAAAUUCUGGUUAAAGUUUUACAUGCAAGUUACUAUCUCCAAAACUAAUGCAGAUAUUGAAUUGAAACUUCACAUGUGUCUUCGGGGUUAUAAAACUAGUUGAUAGCACCAAGUCCCAUAACUCUGACCUUCAUUUUGGCCAAAUUAUGCCCCCUUUUGUACUUAGAAAAUUUUGGUUAAAGUUUUGCGUGCAAGUACAUACAGCUAUUACUAAAAGGCAUAUAGAUUUGAAACUUAUUUUUUCGUUUUCUAGAUCAAUUACCUACCUCACUGGGUCAAGUCCCAUAACUCUGACAUGUAUUUUGGCCAAAUUAUGCCCCCUUUUGGACUUAGAAAAUUCUGGUUAAAGUUUUGCGUGCAAGUACAUACAGCUAUUACUAAAAGGCAUAUUGAUUUGAAACUUAUUUUUUCUUUUUCUAGAUCAAUUACCUACCUCACUGGGCCAAGUCCCAUAACUCUGACAUGUAUUUUGAGCAAAUUAUGCCCCCUUUUGGACUUAGAAAAUCCUGGUUAAAGUUUUACAUGCAAGUUACUAUCUCCAAAACUAAUGCAGAUAUUAAAUUGAAACUUCACAUGUGUCUUCGGGGUUAUAAAACUAGUUGAUAGAAUCAAGUCCCAUAACUCUGACAUGUAUUUUGGGCAAAUUAUGCACCCUUUUGGACUUAGAAAAUCCUGGUUAAAGUUUUGCGUGCAAGUACAUACAGCUAUUACCAAAAGGCAUAUAGCUUUGAAACUUAUUUAUUCUUUUUCUAGGUCAGUUACCAACCUCACUGGGUCAAGUUCCAUAACUCUUAACAUGUAUUUUGAGCAAAUUAUGCCCCCUUUUGGACUUAGAAAAUUCUGGUUAAAGUUUUACAUGCAAGUUACUAUCUCCAAAACUAAUGCAGAUAUGGAAUUGAAACUUAACAUGUUUCUUCGGGGUUAUUAAACUAGUUGAUAGCAUCAAGUCCCAUAACUCUGAUAUGCAUUUUGGUCAAAUUAUGUCCCGUUUCGAACUUAAAACUCUUUUGAUAUUUAACAUUUUGGGUAAUAAUUUCCUGCUUCUGUGACAAUAUUUCGAAUAGUCGAGCUUGGCUGUCUUACGGACAGCUCUUGUUAACUUAGAAUUUUUGGUUAAAGUUUUUGAUAAAGUCUAAUAUCUCUGUUACUAUCAAAGCUAUUGACUUGAAAUUUUUAAAAUACUUAUUUACCAUCAAAGUCUACACCAGGAGAAACAAUUCCCAUAACUCUGAUUUGAAUUUUGACAAAAUUAUGCCCCUUUUUAUCUACGAUUUAUUUCUUAAAAUUUUUGAUAAAGUCAAAUAUCUCUGUUAGUAUUAAAGCUUUUGACUUGAACUCAAAAUAGUUAUUAACUAUCAAAGUCUACACCAGGAGACACAAUUCCCAUAACUCUGAUUUGAACUUUGACAGAAUUAUGCCCCUUGUUAACUUAAAAUUUUUGGUUAAAGUUUUUGAUCAAGUCAAAUAUCUCUGUUACCAUCAAAGCUUUUGACUUGAAACUCAAAAUACAGUCCAAUACCGUUACCUCGAUAUUCAAGGGACUAUAAAAAUUGCAUCGACUUAUCCGAAGUUCGACGUAACGAUAUCGACUAUCAUGGACUAUUUUGAACUUGUGUUGGACGUCUUUAUUGUCAUUAUAUCUCAUGCUUUUUUCCAGAGGGCUUGAAAGGGGAAAGAAAUAAUAUUAAACGUAAAUAUGAUUUUAAUUUUAUUGACAGAUAAAACAUGUUAAUUAAAUACAUACAUACAACUUUUUAAAUUUUGAAAAUAUACAUUUAAACAUUAGCAUUUUGAUUCCUUCCCUAAACAAGUCUGAAUGCAGCGGUAAUGUUCCUAGCUGAAUAGUCAUUUUGACUGUGCUACGAUAACGAAAAUUUGCCAGUUGAAUACGCAUAUUGUUACUCAAUCCUAAAUGGUAGAUUUUUACUCCGUCAAACAGAAAAUAUUUCAUCCAAACUAGUUGUUAUAUUGGAAAACAGCUUUCCUGCUUGCAUGGUGUUUUAUAAGACUAAUUAUUGGAAAUAAAAUGCAAAACUUCCUGACAUUUAAAUUGAAUUAAAGAUUAAAUAACAAACAAGACAAACACACAAACUAACUUGAAUAUAAUUAAUACACCGCCAGACAACAAUAGGUUGAUUUUCACAGCUUACAAAUAACAUGGAUAUUUUUUGACAAGCUGUGAUAUCGACGAAACCAGGUGUAAAAACAGUACAGUUAAGUUGACGGGACUGGAAAAUCUCAUCGAGCUAAAAGAAAUAUCGAGCUAAUCAUAUCGAGGUAAUGAUAAAUAAUUACAUUAAGAUAAAUAGGGAAAAAAUCAGGACCGAAUCCAACACAUCGUGCUAACCGGAGUAUCGAGGUAACAAUAUUCAACUGUAGUUAUUUACUAUCAAAGUCUACACCAGGAGACACAUUAUUCCCAUAAUUCUGAUUUGAAAUUUGACAGAGUUAUGUCCCUUUUUAACUUGGAAUUAUUUUUUUUACUGGCAAAGCUCUAAUUCAGAAUCAAGCACUGAGAAAAGUCAUGUGUGCUGUCUUACUGACAGCUGUUGUUAUGUGGACAGUGACUGACCUAUAUUGUUGCUUUUUGGCUGUUGUUAUGUCAAAAUAUAAGGCCACAAUGACGUUAAAAGUAAGUGAACAGUUUCUGAUUAAUAACUGAAGAACAAACAUACAUAAAGCAACAAACUUCCUUUGAUAAUUGCCUGUGGUCAGUAAGUGACCCCUAUUGACCCUGGGGUUACUAUGCCAAAGGUCAAUAUCAAAAUGACCUUUGAGCAGAAAAUAGUUUCCUAUCAAGAUAAUGACUGGAGAAGGGUUGAACCUUAAACAGUUUAGUUAAAUAUGAUGCUAUUGUGUUUUCAGUUUGUGUGUCACUAGGUCAAAGGUGAAGGUCAUAAUAUACUUGACAAAAGCUUAUAAUUACAAAUCCACUUACCUCAGACAGACUAUCAUUGGGGGUGUAUGCAUUUUACAAAUAAUUCCUAUUUAAGCAUUCUGUUACAUGGCUGAUACCUUAAUCUAUUUUAAGUGUUAAAUGAAAGAAGGACUAGUGUUUUAUGUUAGUAGAUUUAUUUACAUGUUUAUUUAAAAUUUCGUGGUCACAAAGCAAUAUCCUCAGAAGUAAAUGUUUGAUUAUGGUAAUGGACUCGUAAUGACGGUCAGCAGAUAAUUGAGCCGCACCAUGAGAAAACCAACAUAGUGCAUUUGCGACCAGCAUGGAUCCAGACCAGCCUGCGCAUCCGCUCAGUCUGGUCAGGAUACAUGCUGUUUGCUUUCAAACCCAGUUAUUGCAAUUACAGAAACCGUUAGCGAACAUCAUGGAUCCUGACCAGACUGCGCGGAUGCACUAUAUUGGUCUUUUCAUGGUGCGGCUCAUAUUGUUCUCGCCAUAUGCAAUUUCCACAUUCUCCAGUUUUUAGCUCGACUAUUCGAAGAAUAGUCUAGCUAUUCUACUCACCCUGGCGUCGGCGUCGGCGUCGGCGUCGGCGUCACACCUUGGUUAAGUUUUUGCAUGCAAGUACAUACAGCUAUCAUUUAAAGGCAUAUAGCUUUGAAACUUAUUUAUUCUUUUUCUAGGUCAAUUACCAACCUCACUGGGUCAAGUUCCAUAACUCUAACAUGUAUUUUGAGCAAAUUAUGCCCCCUUUUGGACUUAGAAAAUUCUGGUUAAAGUUUUACAUGCAAGUUACUAUCUCCAAAACUAAUGCAGAUAUUGAAUUGAAACUUCACAUGUGUCUUCGGGGUUAUAAAACUAGUUGAUAGCACCAAGUCCCAUAACUCUGACCUUCAUUUUGGCCAAAUUAUGCCCCUUUUGGACUUAGAAAAUUCUGGUUAAAGUUUUGCGUGCAAGUACAUACAGCUAUUACUAAAAGGCAUAUAGAUUUGAAACUUAUUUUUUCUUUUUCUAGAUCAAUUACCUACCUCACUGGGUCAAGUCCCAUAACUCUGGCAUGUAUUUUGGCCAAAUUAUGCCCCCUUUUGGACUUAGAAAAUUCUGGUUAAAGUUUUGCGUGCAAGUACAUACAGCUAUUACUAAAAGGCAUAUAGAUUUGAAACUUAUUUUUUCUUUUUCUAGAUCAAUUA